Molecule: messenger RNA, 249 nt
Organism: Cooperia oncophora
Lineage: Eukaryota; Metazoa; Nematoda; Chromadorea; Rhabditida; Trichostrongylidae
Source: the annotation of a GenBank genome assembly
AUGUAUUCACACAAAAGUGAUGUGUGGAGCUGUGGAGUACUAAUGUUUGAAGUUUUUUCUAACGGAGAAACACCUUACAAGGACAUUUCGAAGUUGCACGAUGUGCGAAAGAAGGUCGUUUUCAACGGACUCCGACUUAGACCGCCGCCAGAUAUGCCAGCAGAAGAAUCUGCCAUCAUGAUGAGCUGCUUUGAAGACGAUCCAGUUGCUAGGCCCUCUUUCGAUGACUUGAAAAGGAUGUGCGUUUAA